ACCAAAACCUAACCCACCAGCAAAUUCUCAUUCUUUAUAAUAAUCACUGGUCACUGAAUUUUUUGCAUUUUUAGUUCUUGGGGUUUCAAGUUCAAAAACUAUUUCUGAAGUUCAUUCUUUUGCUUUUCUGCGUGUUGGGGUUGGAUUAUUCAUGGAAUUUAUGGAGAAUGCGAGGCCUAUGAAUCCGGCCAUGACGUUCGACGAAGUCUCCAUGGAGCGAAGCAAGAGCUUCGUCAAUGCCUUGCAGGAACUCAAGAAUUUGAGGCCUCAGCUUUAUUCUGCUGCAGAGUACUGCGAAAAAUCUUAUUUUCAUAGCGAACAGAAACAAAUGGUGCUUGACAACCUGAAAGAUUAUGCUGUAAGAGCCUUAGUGAAUGCUGUUGAUCAUCUUGGAACUGUUGCGUUCAAGUUAGGGGACCUACUUGAGCAGCAAACUGUGGAUGUCUCAACCAUGGACCUGAAAGUGUCUGCUCUUAAUCAGGAACUUCUUACCUGCGGGAUUUACAUGGACAAAGAAGGUCUUAGGCAACAGCAAUUGUUUGCUAUAAUUCCCAGACAUCAUAAGCACUACAUAUUGCCAAACUCUGUCAAUAAGAAGGUGCACUUCAGUCCACACAUACAGACUGAUGCAAGGCAAACUCUUUUUCAAGCUAGAAGCCGACCUCAUCUUUCAGGUACCCCUGCAUCAAAAACACUUUCUUGGCAUCUAGCUUCAGAAACUAAAUCUCCAUUGAAAGGCACUUCAUAUUCUUCAGCUAACACUGAGGAGUCAAAAAUUUCUACCACAACUACCGGAGCUUUCCAACUUUUAGAUAAUGAAGAGAGUACACGGAUGAAAUCUUCAGCAGCACAAGUUCACUUUCUCCAUGGAGGUCUCGCAUUUAGUACAGAUGUGCAAACUAUGGGAAUCACGCGUAAGGAUUCAUUGGAGGGUUCCAAACCGAUGACAGCAUUCAAGUCAUUUGACAACCAGAAUCGGCGUGAGAUUCCCUAUGUCCCUGCUCGCAGCAAGAGUGUGCUAUCAGCUUUCUUUGCCAAGCCAAAAAUUUCCAAGACCAGUUAUGUCUCUUGAUUAUUUCUGCAAAGCAAGCUUCUCUAUGUUGUGGGUGGAUAGAAGAUAUAUAAAGCGUAACUCAGUUGCUGUCAAGUUCUUCAAUAGAAUUAUAACAAGUGGAAUCUUUAUUCUUGACGGUUAAUAAUGCAAUGCCAAAUGGUAAAAGAAGGGGGAAGGAAAAAUUCACAUGUUAUGUUUCUAUUGAAGCAUUCAAUGGCAGAUACUGCAGGGACUUACCUAACCUUGAACAAUGAUCCAGUGAGAUGCUUAUUGGUCUUCUAUUUGUCCAUUCGUCCAGUUGCUCAGAAUCGAUUUUAAGACCCUUUAAAUAAUGAUUCUGUGUAUAGUAGCUGACUAACCAGCCUGUAACGAAUAAUAAUGAUAUCGAUCUUCUGCCCGUUGAGUCUUUUUGUUGUUUCUUGAAAUUGUAGUGCUGGAUCUGUGACUUUUACUGGUUGUGUUCAGGUACCUGUAGAUGAAAAAUGUGUUACUGAAUACUGAUUCUAUGGAAAAUGUUCUAGUGAUUUUUUUUCCCUCUGUCCCGUUAAGUGCUACGGGAUGGAAAAGCGUCA
Molecule: messenger RNA, 1626 nt
Organism: Neltuma alba
Lineage: Eukaryota; Viridiplantae; Streptophyta; Magnoliopsida; Fabales; Fabaceae
Product: protein ABIL1
Exons: 9
Coding region: 152-1072 (306 amino acids)
Source: RefSeq, a predicted model, not a curated record